AUGAGACUCCACGAGUUGGUGAACAGUGCUGAAGAGGUAAACGUAAAGCCAUAGCAUGAACAAAAAUUGAGACAGGCAAACAAGUAAUAAUUGCUUGCAUUCUUGAAGAAAACUGGUAUUGAUGGCAAGGAAUAGUAAACCAAUGCGACUUAUAAAGUGACUAAGGACAGAGAAGAUAUUGAAGAGAUGACUGAUAAACUUUCGAGAAAGAUCAAUGAAAAGUAAAUAAAGGUUAAUAAGUUGGAAGAGAUGAGAAAGAACAUUGAAAGAGACAUUUAGGGUUUAGACACUGCUAUUUAAGCAAAUAAGGAGAAAAUAAAGAAGAGAGAAGAAUAACUAGGGCAAGCAGAUUUAUCAUGCAAGAAACAAAGAGACGAGCUCAAAAAGAUUUAAAAGAGAAUCACACCUAAGCUCUGCAAAUAGUUGUUCUCUUAUUUAGAAAAGAACACACAUGAUAAAGUCUGUAGAAUGAUGGAGGCACUAGUUGGAAUGCUAAGAAAUACUGAGAAUUGCAAUAGCAAAGAUGUUGAGCUUUAUCUAUCAAAACAAGAAGGAUUGGUAUAUAAAAUGGAAAAGACUCAACCAGAGUAUGUUAGAGAUUCAGUUAUUGAAAAGCAUUUCAACACAAUCAAGGGUAUAUAAAAGAGUUUUAUUGAUUCUACUGACCCAGAAUUCAGUUUCUGUUCCAACUAUGCAGCUUUCAUCGCAUGGGCUUCCCAAUAUAUAGUACUUUGCAAAGACACCCAGUUCCAAACAAAAUGCAAGAACGGAUUGAGUGCUCUUAGAAGAGAUCAAGAAAGCAAGAAGUUCAGAAGAGAUAACAACUAAACUAUCCUAGAUAACUUCAAUAAAGACGGUUAUAUCUCCUUCCUUGAAAGAGAGAUCGUAGAUGAGAGAUCUAAAAUUGAACAGAACAAGCAGUUAUAUGCUGACCUUACAAACACUGCAGUUGAAGAGUAACAACUUUAUGUUGGCUAUGAAAAGCUCUUCUUCCAGAACCUAGAGUAAUUCGUUAUCAAGAAGAAACUAGCUGGAAACAUGCAAAAGCAAAUGGAGAAAAAAUGA
Molecule: messenger RNA, 1065 nt
Organism: Stylonychia lemnae
Lineage: Eukaryota; Ciliophora; Spirotrichea; Sporadotrichida; Oxytrichidae
Source: the annotation of a GenBank genome assembly